CUCUGCUGCUGCUGUGGGGAAGGCCUGGCGUAGAUUGGCGCUGGCUCCCGUCACGAUAAGCCCUAGCCGAGGGCCCGGAGGCCUGUCCGCGUCUUGACGUGUGUCCGGCGGCUGUCGUCAUAUGCUGCUGUAUCUGCGCGUGUCUGUCACCUUUUCUUUUUCUUGAUUCUUUUUUUUAUGCCUCCCCCUCUCCCUCUUCCGCUCUUCUCUCUUCCUUCCGUCUCUCCUCCUUCUCCUUCUCCAUCUUCCUCCUCUCCUUCAUCCCUCCCACCAUGUCCACCCAACAGGGCCAGUGGCUCGCAGCCAAACACCCGCUCCAACGCCUACCCAGUCCGUCCCGCGGCGUCUCAGCCCUAGUCCAUACCCUCGGCAUAAUCAGCGCUGCCUACUCCUUCCAUUUCCUGAUAUACCAAGAAAACACCAUCAACGAAGCGUGGGGCUGGCACAUGCAGUUCCUGACCGUGUGCGGGCUGCUCCUAGCAAGCGUGACGUACGUACUCGCGCUCGCGGCCGACACGACGCUGUCGCGGCACCUCUUCUACGCCAAGAACAUCGUCUCGCUCGCCAGCGCCCCGCUCGCCUUCUGCAUCAGCGUGCUGUACUGGGGCAUCCGCGCCGUGGACCCGAGUCUGCUCAUGCACCCGGACCUGCCGCCGCUGGGCCUGCUGGAGGACCUGUCGCUGCACGCUGCGCCCGCGCUGCUGCUCGGUAUCGACGUCUUGGCUCUUUCGCCGCCUUGGGCCCUUAAGCCCCUGCCUGCGCUCGGUUUGAGCUCCGCUGUCGCUGUCGCCUACUGGUUCUGGGUCGAGCAGUGCUUCUUGCAUAAUGGUUACUACCCUUACCCCCUCUUUGCGGUGCUGGAUACCCGGGAUCGCGUGCUGUUGUUCGCGGCUGCGGCUGUUGUUAUGGCUGCUAGCAUGAUGGCUCUUACCUAUGCGUAUGCUCUUGUUAAUGGGAAAGAGGAAGAGAGCUUGCGUGCUGAUGAGCGCCCGGGUCAUGUCAAGAAGACUUCGUGAGAUGGAAAUGCCCCCGUGUAAAUAGGGUGUGUGCCUUCAAUUUCGUAAACAGAUAGACAGAUGAAAAGAUGGACACAUGUAGAAAGAGAGAUGUACAAAGAACCAAGCAGAGGCUUUCAGAAACACCAAUGCCUUUUGCCAUAAUAUC
Aplosporella prunicola CBS 121167 is the source of this 1164-nucleotide messenger RNA. RefSeq lists its product as uncharacterized. The transcript has 3 exons. Lineage: Eukaryota; Fungi; Ascomycota; Dothideomycetes; Botryosphaeriales; Aplosporellaceae. Gene Ontology annotation, cellular component: membrane; endomembrane system. Bases 273 to 1016 code for a protein of 247 amino acids. The record is from RefSeq and is a predicted model, not a curated record.